AGCCCGGCAUUCAUUACAAGAAAGCGAUACGAGAAACACACUAGUGCUCUAGCGCUGCGACGUUACAUUGCUCUAUUAUUCUUCAAGCGAUACAAACUCGUGAUUUAAAGUACAAAAUGUCUCUGUUACCAUUCGUGUUGGGUUACGAACGUCCUCACCGUCUCAUCGAUCAGGACUUCGGUUUGUCUUUGACUCCCGACGAUCUACUGACUGUUGCCGUGUCUCCACUACUAUCACGAGACUACUACAGACCCUGGCGUCAGAUGGCGGCUGCUGCGAGGGACGUCGGAUCCACCAUCAAGUCGGACAAAGAUAAAUUCCAAGUCAACUUGGACGUGCAGCAUUUCAAACCUGAGGAAAUAACUGUGAAGACUGCAGACGGUUACAUAGUCGUGGAAGGAAAACACGAAGAAAAGAAAGAUGAACACGGCUUUAUAUCCCGCCAGUUCACUAGACGAUACGCACUCCCGGAAGGUUGUAAUCCAGACACAGUAGAGUCACGGCUGUCUUCAGAUGGAGUGCUGAGUGUUAUUGCUCCGAAAGUGCCAUCAGUAUCGAAGAAUGAACGAAGCGUCCCCAUCGCCCAGACCGGACCCGUGAGGAAGGAGAUCAAGGAUCAGAAUAUGAAAGAGCAAGACAAAAACGAAGAGUAACUGCCAGAAAACGGGAUCAAUUAGUUACGUUUAUGUACGUUACGUUUGAUUUUUCUAAUCCUAUUUUGAGAAGACUGAUUUCCAUGAAUUAAUUUUACUUUAUAAUUUUGUACAGAAGAACUUAUAUAUUAUAAAUAUACUGUAAGAAUAAAUUAAUAUAUCUGUUUUACGUG
This is a messenger RNA of Danaus plexippus (monarch butterfly), 826 nucleotides long. RefSeq names its product protein lethal(2)essential for life-like. The record is from RefSeq and is a predicted model, not a curated record. Gene Ontology annotation, molecular function: protein folding chaperone. The transcript has a single exon. Bases 117 to 653 code for a protein of 178 amino acids. NCBI's taxonomy places the organism in Eukaryota, Metazoa, Arthropoda, Insecta, Lepidoptera, Nymphalidae. Gene Ontology annotation, biological process: protein refolding; response to heat.